CUUGCGAUGGCGCUGCCUCUUCGGGUCUUGCUCGUUUGGGCGAUAGUGGCCGCCGCCGCCGCCGCCGCCGCCGCCGUUCCCGGUCCUGUGUGGGAAUCGAUCGCCCGUUUGCAACCGGAGACGGAGGAAGCGCGGCAGGCAGCGGCGGUGCGGGAGCUGCUGGAGCGGCUGCUGGGCCCACGGGCUGCCUCCGCCUUCUCGGUGUCGGUCAACCGGUCUUUGGCCGGGCCCCGCGGGCUCGACACUUACCAGCUGAGCUCGAGGACCCUGGGGGUUGUGGACGUAGCUGGCUCCAGCGGGGUGGCCGCCGCCUCGGGGAUCUACCGCUAUCUGAAGGACUUCUGCGGCUGCCACGUCUCCUGGUCCGGGACGCAGCUCCGGCUGCCGGAUAGCCUGCCGCCUGUACCUACCGAGAUCACCGUUACCAGCCCCAACAGAUUCCGCUUCUAUCAAAAUGUCUGUACUCAGAGCUAUUCAUACGUGUGGUGGAACUGGGACCGCUGGGAACAGGAGAUUGAUUGGAUGGUGCUCCAUGGCAUCAAUAUGGCAUUGGCAUUCACCGGGCAGGAAGCCAUCUGGCAGCGGGUGUAUGUAUCCCUGGGCCUGAACCAGUCGGAAAUUGACGAGUAUUUCACUGGCCCGGCUUUUCUGGCUUGGAACCGGAUGGGGAACUUGCACACCUGGGCAGGGCCACUGCCGCUCUCGUGGCACCUGAAGCAACUCUAUUUGCAGUACAGGAUCCUGGAGAGAAUGCGGAGCCUGGGUAUGAUCACAGUGCUGCCUGCCUUCUCUGGACACGUCCCCCGAGGCAUUUUAAGGGUUUUCCCCCGAGUCAACGUCACACAGCUGGGGAGCUGGAGUCACUUUGACUGCACCUACUCGUGUGCCUACCUCUUGUCACCCGAAGAUCCCAUGUUCCAAGUCAUUGGGACCCUCUACCUAAAAGAACUGGUCAAGGAGUUUGGGACAGAUCACGUGUACAGUGCUGACACCUUCAACGAGAUGCGCCCACUCUCUUCAGAUCCUGCCUACCUGUCCAAGGUCAGCGCAGCUGUCUUCCACUCCAUGACGGGAGUUGACCCCAGUGCCGUGUGGCUGAUGCAAGGUUGGCUUUUCCAACACCAGCCUGACUUCUGGCAGCCGGCCCAAGUCCAAGCCCUCCUGCAGGGCGUGCCUCUUGGCAGGAUGGUGGUGCUGGACCUCUUUGCGGAAUCCAAGCCUGUCUAUUCAUGGACAGAGUCCUUCUACGGGCAGCCCUUCAUCUGGUGCAUGCUUCAGAACUUCGGUGGGAACCAUGGUCUUUUUGGCUCGGCGGAGAGCAUCAACCAGGGCCCUUUCAAUGCCAGAGACUUCCUCAACUCCACCAUGGUGGGUGUUGGUCUGACCCCUGAAGGUAUUGAGCAAAAUGAUGUGAUGUACGAGCUCAUGACAGAUCUGGGUUGGCACAAGGAGCCAGUGAAUCUUCAGCAGUGGGUGGCCAAGUAUGCCGCACAGCGCUAUGGUGUCAUGAACGCCCAGGCAACGCAAGCCUGGCAGCUGCUGCUCCAGAGUGUUUACAAUUGCUCGGGGGCUUGCGUUAACCAUAACCGCAGCCCGCUUGUGCACCGUCCUUCUUUGCGGAUGAACACAGAGCUGUGGUACAACCAGAGUGAUGUCUACGAAGCUUGGCGGUUGUUGCAAAGUUCAGCCAGCAAGCUCAGCACCAGCAGCACUUUCUGCUAUGACCUGGUGGAUGUGACACGCCAGGCUGUGCAGCAGCUGGUGAAUGAGUAUUACAUGGAGAUCAAACAAGCUUUCCAGAACCACACUCUGUCGCUCCUCCUAACAACUGGUGGCGUGCUGAUCUAUGACCUCCUCCCGGAACUGGACAAUCUUCUGUCAAGCGACGAACGCUUUUUGCUUGGGCGCUGGCUGGAGGCUGCCCGCACAAUGGCCACCAGUGACAGAGAGGCAGAUCUGUACGACCUCAACGCACGCAACCAGCUGACUCUCUGGGGACCCAAUGGCAACAUCUUGGACUAUGCCAAUAAGCAGUUCGGAGGGCUGGUGCUGGAUUAUUAUGGGAUGCGUUGGAGCCUCUUUGUGUCUACCUUGGUGGAGUGCCUCAGCACGGGAACACCCUUCCACCAGAACCAAUUCAACGAAGCUGUUUUCCAAGUGGAGCAGGGAUUUAUCUACAGUGGGAAACGGUAUCCAGCCAGGGCUACUGGCAACACACUGGCGAUAGCCACAAAGAUAUUUCUCAAGUAUUACCCUUCUGCCAUGAAGCACGGCCACUUAAGGGCUGUGUGAUGAAGCUUUGCUGUUUUCGGCUUAGCUCUCCAGACCACCAGUCCAGCCACCUUACUUGUCUGGGGCUCUGAGGCUAUGACCAGCUUGUCAUGGUGACUUUUGAAUGCACAUUCCGGUAUCCUGAUUGCACCAGAGCUGCUGGCUUUUGGGGGAGGGGGGUGCUGCAGAGGCGAUGGCACUGCCCAGUUGUCAGAAAAAAGAGAUGCCAGUGCUAAAGCCUGCCUAGAAGUGGUGGCCUUUGACCUGGAAGCCCUGCACCCCAGCUCCCGGUAGACUGAGGCUGAUGGUGAUCGGUGAUCCUUGUCAGAAACUCGGCACAUGCUCUCAGAGGCACUUGCACUUGUUCUUUGUGUUUUCCUGAGCUGGCUCAAACUGAAUUCAAAAGUGGGUGGGUGGAAAUGGAUAUUACUGCCCUGAAAGGUUGUGGAAGGUCAUUAGGUCGCCUUAUCCAGCCCAGCUCUUUCCUCCCCACAGAGCAUCCUAUGCAAUCGAGAACAGUGUGGUUCCACACCUGGAAAAAAUGUCUGCAAAGAGGAUUGCUCCAGAUGGCUUCUACAAGUGAUCCAAGGCACAUUUCUCAAAUUUGACAGGCUAGAGGGUCAUUAAGAGGCUUGUAACCAAAAAAGCCCACCAGUUUCUCACCCUCCCUGUAGGGAUAUAUACUCCAGAAGGAAGAUACCGCACUGACUGCAGUGCUUAAAAUAGUUCAUUUGUGGGUCUGACUGGGAUAAUCUUGAUGGGGUUAGGCAUGAGACAAUGCUCUGGGACUCUCCUUUCUGCUAGGCUGGUCAUUGAAGGGGAGCAAGAAAUGUUCGGGGUGGGGUGGGCAGGACCCAAGUUCACUCUAGAAUUGUGGAAAUAUGGGGUAGUGCAGUUUUGGACCUUCUACAUAGCGCUGCAGUAUUACUUUCCUUUUUCCUUAGACACAUCAUGGUUGGAAAGACUGGCAAAUAAAAGAUGAAAACUGGGCUCCUUGUACUGGGCUUUGUGGGAGGAUAGGGAUGUAUGGAUUUCGUUAAAUCCAUUUUGUCUGUGUUUCGCACACUCUCAGGUGCCUUCCGUUCCAUCAUCAACUCAUUGACAGCAUUGGAUGUUUUGUACAAAAAUUUCAUUUGUUUGCCAGUGCGUAUUUGCACAUGUGUAAACUAGUUAAUGCACACUAGCGCUAAUGCAUAUUUGCAAAUGAACAAAUUUACACAAAUCCCUCCCCAAAGUUAAAGAAUGGUCCACAAAUCCCAGAAUCAGCAGGAUUCAGAAAAAGCUGCUCCGCUCAGGUUGGAUCCAAAGAAAUCUGAGCCCAUUUGAAAUUGUUGUAGAUUUCUCUGACAUCUCUAAGGGAGGAAGGUCAAAAAAAGCCUAGCCAGCAAAGGCAGAAUCUCCAAACUGUCAACAUCCCUUCCGGGCUCUUAGUAUAAAAGACAUGUGCAGAGAAACUAUAAUGCCAGCAAAGAUUUUUCUUUUUUUGGCAUAAAGAAACUUCCCUUACUUUGCCUGUCCUAACUUUUCACAGUGCCUUAGUGACCCUGAGCAACAAGGGGGAAGUUUACAGGUGUGCAUGUUAUGUUUUGGUCACAAAGAUAGCUUGGUGUACUUAUGCUUUAUUAAAAAGACAACCUGAAUUCUGUAACCU
Molecule: messenger RNA, 3922 nt
Organism: Elgaria multicarinata webbii
Lineage: Eukaryota; Metazoa; Chordata; Lepidosauria; Squamata; Anguidae
Gene: NAGLU
Product: N-acetyl-alpha-glucosaminidase
Exons: 7
Coding region: 7-2292 (761 amino acids)
Source: RefSeq, a predicted model, not a curated record